AUGGCACCACCGUGGUCCGUGGAAACUAACAAUCAGACUCGCGACGCAUCGCAGGCUGCGUCGCAUCAGCCACCUUGGACCGAUAGAUCUGUACUAACUGCAUGGAAAGAGACGUCAAAAUCCAAUCACCAGCCUCUUUACAGCUCCAAAAUGAUUCUCCACGCGCUCUGUUCCCGGACGAAGUGGCGUCCCAUCCUGGCUUUGGCUGCACUAAUCAUACUUUGCCUCUUCAUGACAACCCAAACUGGCAACUACCUCCAACGAUAUCCAGAAGCGACCCCGUGGAAAGUGUUCCGCAAUAAGGCUGUGUCCAUCACCCCUACAGAGAGCACAAUCUGGACAGAUUACGCAUACUGCCAAUAUGUGACCACCGUCGACUAUCUCUGCAACUCACUUAUGAUCUUCGAAUCACUGCAGAAUGUUCGAAGCAAAGCGGCGCGCGUCAUGAUGUUUCCUCAAGAGUGGGUACUCGAUGAGACCACCGAGGAAGGCCGCCUGUUGUCGAAGGCACGAGACGACUUCCACGUGGUAUUGCAGCCGAUCGAAGUACAGCACUUCAAAACGGAGGAAGAAAAAGACAAUACCUGGUCAGACUCUUUCACUAAGCUGCUGGCUUUCAACCUGACCUCGUACAAGAGAGUUCUUAGCUUGGACUCAGAUGCUACUGUACUACAGUCUAUGGACGAGCUGUUUCUCCUACCUCCAUCACCCGUCGCCAUGCCACGGGCGUACUGGCUGCCUGAAAAGCCCACGCUCUCUUCCCAGCUCGUCCUUGUGCAGCCAUCCGAACUCGAAAUGAACCGAGUCCUGGAAGCUUUCCAAAAUCGAUCCGAAGAUGAAUUUGACAUGGAGAUUGUCAACAACCUCUAUGGUUCAUACUGCACCGUCCUUCCACAUCGCCGCUACGACCUACUAAGCGGAGAGUUCCGCAACGAAGAUCACCAUCUGUACCUAGGCUCAAAAGAAGAGCCGUGGGACCCUAACACGGUGUACGAAGAGGCCAAGUUCAUACACUUUUCGGAUUGGCCUUUACCCAAACCCUGGAAAGAGUCUUCGCAAGAAGAGCGAGACGAGGUUACGCCUAAGUGUCGCGCACGAGAUGACGGGACUGAAGACUGCCGCGACAGGGAUAUGUGGUUGCAUCUCUACGAGGACUUUCUUGAGCGGCGGGAGCGCGUCUGUGGCUCCUACUUUUUGCCUGGUCAAAGACCUCAGGAAUUCGAAGGCAAUGUUCAGCAACUGGCUUGGGAUGAGGCCAUGUCAACAGCUGAGUGA
Molecule: messenger RNA, 1275 nt
Organism: Fulvia fulva
Lineage: Eukaryota; Fungi; Ascomycota; Dothideomycetes; Mycosphaerellales; Mycosphaerellaceae
Product: Glucose N-acetyltransferase 1
Exons: 3
Coding region: 1-1275 (424 amino acids)
Molecular function (GO): glycosyltransferase activity
Source: RefSeq, a predicted model, not a curated record